Molecule: messenger RNA, 909 nt
Organism: Camelina sativa (false flax)
Lineage: Eukaryota; Viridiplantae; Streptophyta; Magnoliopsida; Brassicales; Brassicaceae
Source: RefSeq, a predicted model, not a curated record
CAUCAUCAAGGAUAAGUAAGUAGCUAGAGAAAUGUCACGGAGACGAGUUUGUGAGACGCAGUAUAAGCUUUCCGUCCCGCAAGAACGAUUCUGGGACCGUUUUGUCCGCAAUUGGACUGUCAUUUGUAAUAAAAAACUUAAAGACCUUCACCCAUCUGCUCACUCGACUCAUACGGAAAUUGAGUCAUUGGAUCACCAGAUGAAAACCAUGAAGCAACGGUUCGUCAAACCUAAAUACGUUGGAGGCUAUAAGUAUAUUGCAGCAACUACAAAAGUUAUUGACAGCGAGCCUAGUGGCUUGAAUUGCCUCAUAGUCGUCACUGCGGAGUACGAAAAGAGUGGCCUUGAGCUCAGAGACCUUGAAGAAGUCAGACUCCUUGCACAUUAUAUUAAUGUAGUAGCUUAUCAUUGCCGUGUUGGUGAUGCUCGCGAUUAUCCCAAGCCAGUGCGUCUUAAUAAUGGCACCGGCCCGUCAAAUCAAUCCAUGCCAUAAUCGAAGGAGGGUUCAUCUAUUUUAUACCUAGAGUUUAUAUAAGAUGAAAUAAAUAAAUUGAACCCGCCCCCAAUAUAUAUAUAUAUGUGUGUGAGUAUGAUACGAUUCUUCAUAAGGAAGUAAGUGAAGAAGAGGAUGACGUGGAUAGUGAUAAAGACUCUGAUUGUGGAGGAGGCUUGGCCGUUACGGUAUCAGCUUAAAAGAGCUGUGAAGCUCUUCUUCCUCAUUAUGUUGAAUCUGGGUUGUUAAGCUUCAAGAGAUGUUCUUGAGCUCCUGAGUGAUGUGCUCAGGUUUCGAUCUAUGUUGAUCUAGCUUCUCGGAUUAAACAAUCAAACACUUCUAUUUCUCUUUCUGAUUCUCGAUUACAAUCUCUGUAACUCUUGGAUCUAUUUCUAAUUGAAUACCGUAUUGCUUUA